Verruconis gallopava is the source of this 1992-nucleotide messenger RNA. RefSeq lists its product as uncharacterized. The record is from RefSeq and is a predicted model, not a curated record. The transcript is spliced from 6 exons. Bases 1 to 1992 code for a protein of 663 amino acids. NCBI's taxonomy places the organism in Eukaryota, Fungi, Ascomycota, Dothideomycetes, Venturiales, Sympoventuriaceae.
AUGAUUGCUAAAGCGGACAGUAAAGACGGAAAAGUCAAGACUUUUGACACGCUUUCCAUCCCCCCGUUUGCUGGAACACAGCCUGUGACAGGUCGAUACCAACGUCGAACUCAGCUUCAAUAUGCAUGUCUUGCCACAAUUGGGCUAUUCAGCUUUUACAAUUCGAAGAAUAGCCGGGUGCGGGUAGCAGGGCUGUCAUGUCUCUUUCCUGGAGCUGGCUUUCUUGCGGUUGGGGGCUUCCUUGGAGCCAUUGGCCUUGUUCUUUCUGUCGCUGUCAUACCUCUCUCACUCUUCGCGUGGUUUGGAGCCGGAGGACUGGCAUUCGUCCUGGCCAACUGGAUCAUACCGGGCAUCAUCUCCACCGGUAUUGCUGGAGAUACCGUAUGGGAGCCGGCCGGACCGAUUGUCAUAGUGUUCAUGAUUGGCCUUAUUUCGUACAUGUUCUACACGGCCCACCAGCGCCAUUCGACGGCAGUAAGGCUUGGCCAAAAGAGGAACUCCAUAUUAGACAAAGAGGACGCAGCUUGGAAAGCUCGAGCUGUGCCGAGGCCUGCCGAAGACAGCGAUCGCGAGCUUUCCCUCGAAGAUCUGCGAUUGUUCCAGCAUUUCGUGCAGAUUGCUCACCAAGAAAUGGAUGACUGGUCCAAUUUCGUUCGCAUCGAUCAGUUUCAGACGUCUGCCCUUCGCUAUCAACUGUACAAUCUCCAGUGGACACUUGCAUACGUGCAGAAGUUCUACAUGCCAAACUUCCAGGGCUACAUCAAGGAGGGCCAGGAGAAAGUAAUCGAGAAGAGCACGACCGAAGAUGUCAUGAAUUAUUGGAAAUGGGAGUCUUUGUGGGGGAAAUUCACGUUGGACUGGGACCCGGUUAAACGCGACAACAUCAUGAUGACAGGCUACAUGCUUCUCUGCCUAGCUCUUUACGAGAAGCUCAACGGGGAUGACCGGUACUGCAAGGCAGGCUCGCUGAACUUUCGCAUUACGGAAAAUGCCCAGUACCAUCAUGACACGAAGAGCAUAUUCGAAGCCUUGAUGAUGAAUUGGGACAAAUGUUCGUACACGUUGUUCCCGUGCGAGCCCAAUUGGAUCUACACUUUGUGCAACCUCGUGGGCAUGCAGGGCGCCUUAGCAUAUGAGGUUCUAAAUCACACUGGUCGUGUGGGUCCACUUCUCUCGGAGCGCUAUCAUCGCGCAUUUGAGGAAGAUUUCAUGAAUCCAGACGGUAGCAUUGUUACGCUACGCUCCGCAAUCACUGGCUUCCCCGUCAUCGGCCUUGCUGGUGUUAUCGGCGACAUUUCCGGCUCACUUGCGUGCAACGCAGCGAUGCCAAAUCUUGCUCGCAGAUUGUGGCUCGUUGCCCGCGAGAACCACGUCCGGAAGAACGAGGACGGAAAAUACUACAUCGACAACUUGGUUGGUGCCGACAAGAUCGACGUUGGCAAUUACAAGAAGGGAUCCGGCUUCGCCGUCUCCACCUUCGCCAACUGUGCUGCUGAGUUUGGCGAGGUUGAUCUUGCCAAAGAUUUGGUCGCAAGUCUCGAGGGUGGUCAGCACCCGAUAGUCAACUCUCCGACUGGAAACGGCGCCAUCAUGAACGAAGGGAUCUCAAUGCUUGGGUGCUCGAACAUUUUCAAGGCCCGCACUAUGAAGCAGGGUGACUGGGCAAAACUCAUCAACAGCCCACAAGACGAUGUCGCCUUGAUGGCGCCGAAACUUGACAGAGUUCCGUUCCCAAAGGUCAUGGUCGCCAAAUGCCACGCGGUUGGGAAGGAUGGCUUGCACUUCGUAUUGAGGAGCUCCGAGCGAGGCUUGGACUGCAGCAUUGGCUUCAAGGACCUCAAAUCUGGAAAGGCGUAUCGCUUGCUGUCGAUUGAGGAAGGUGGUGCGGAGAAGGAGGUACCGAGUGCCAUCAAGCCAGAUGCGAACGGCGAGGCUCAGGUUCAGGUUCCCGUUGGUAACCGGAGUGUUUUCAAACUUGAAAUGAUGGGUUAA